This is a messenger RNA of Phytophthora nicotianae INRA-310, 282 nucleotides long. RefSeq lists its product as hypothetical. NCBI's taxonomy places the organism in Eukaryota, Oomycota, Peronosporomycetes, Peronosporales, Peronosporaceae. The transcript has a single exon. The annotation marks the transcript as partial. The record is from RefSeq and is a predicted model, not a curated record.
GAGAUCCGACGACUCGAAAUAGAGUACAACCGCCCCCUUUGCACUCCGACCGAGAAAACUCCUUGGAGCGUCGUGGCGGAAUACUAUCGACUGUUUCGACACGGCUCCCAGGUGCCGAUUUCAAGAGAACACACGUUUCACCCGAGAGAGGCUCAGAUUCAGAAAACUUUUCUACACCAGGCUAUGGCGACGAACAUUUGUGUUAACAGCGGCUUCGGUAUCGACGCUCUUCUGAAAGAGUGGGCAUUUGUCCCGCAAAAGACUGGAAGCCUGGCAGUGUAG